Messenger RNA from Camellia sinensis, 1758 nucleotides. The record is from RefSeq and is a predicted model, not a curated record. NCBI's taxonomy places the organism in Eukaryota, Viridiplantae, Streptophyta, Magnoliopsida, Ericales, Theaceae.
AUGGGUGGUAACAAUCUAGGAGGUAAAAUUCCUACAGAGCUGGGUUCUUUGUCCAAUCUCUCCAACUUGAUUCUUGCAGCCAAUCAUCUCACUGGAGCAAUCCCACUUUCAAUUAGGAACCUUCCCAAUCUAUGUGUGCUUUCUCUAGUGUUCAAUAAUCUAGAGGGAAGCAUUCCCACCCAACUUGGGCAGCUUUCGAAGUUAGAGUAUCUUCAGCUAUCAAGAAACAAUUUGUCCGGUAUGGUUCUUACUUCUCUUUACAAUAUCUCAUCAAUCUAUUUCUUCUCUGUCAAUGUCAACCAAUUGCACGGAAUUCUACCACCAGAUUUAGGCUUGACACUUCCAAAUUUAUUAGGAUUUUAUGUUGACUCCAAUCAAUUCUAUGGCCAAAUUCUAUCGUCAAUAGCCAAUGCUACGAGACUUGUGCAAAUUGAUUUUGGCAUCAAUUUUUUUACUGGGUUCAUGCCUAAAAGUCUGGGAACACUUGAUGCUUUAGAACUUUUAGCUGCUUCUGACAAUUUAGUUGGAACAAACUAUUUGGCUAUGAAUCAUUUUAAAGGUUUGUUGCCCCAUUCUAUUGCAAAUCUCUCCACCAAGAUCACUUGGUUUACUCUAGAAGACAACUAUAUAUCUGGAAACAUACCUCUUGGUAUUGGGAACCUUGUAAAUUUGCAAUACCUCUUUCUAGAUCAAAAUUUGCUUACAGGUAGUAUACCAAAUUCCAUUGGAAAACUCUCCAUGUUGGAAAAGCUCUUGCUUCACAACAAUAACAUUUCUGGAGAGAUUCCAUCGACUAUUAGAAACCUAAGUAGGCUUGGUGCACUUGACCUAUCAACAAAUAUGGUUGAAGGAAGCAUUCCUAUUUCUUUAGGCAAUUGUACCAAUCUACAACAAAUUUAUCUUGAUUACAAUCAUCUCACAGGAACAAUACCUUAUCAAAUCUUUGGUACAAUUCCGAUGACCUUCAGACAAUUGAAAGGUAUUCAAGAACUAGAUGUUUCUAGGAACAACUUGUCUGGACAGAUUCCAAGGUUUCUCGAGGAGUUUCGGUUCUUUCAAUAUCUCAAUCUUUUCUACAAUAGGUUUGAUGGUGAAGUUCCAAAUGGAGGAGUUUUCACAAACAUUAGUGCCUUUUCAGUUGUUGGAAAUACAACAAAUGGGUUCUCUCCAUCCAACUUAAUUGGUGAGGGAGGAUAUGGUUUUGUUUAUAAAGGGAUUCUCAACUCCAAUGAACAAAUUGUUGCUGUGAAGGUGCUCAAACUACACGAACAUGGAGCAAACAAGAGUUUUGUUACAGAAUGUGAAGCGUUGAAGAACAUUCGUCAUCAAAAUCUUGUCAAGAUAAUUACAACUUGCUCAAGCAUUGAUUUUAAAGGCAACGACUUCAAGGAUUUGGUCUUCGAGUUCAUGGAAAAUGGGAGCUUAGAAAAUUGGUUACAGCCAAGUCUUUUAGAGCAACAUGAACCUAAGAACUUGAACUUUGUUCAAAGGCUAAACAUUGCCAUUGAUGUGGCAUGUGCAUUGGAUUAUCUUCACCAUCAUUCCUUAGAAUGGAUCAUUGAUGAAAAAUGUGAGAAAUACAAGGCUGGUGAGAAAAAUGCUAUCGACGGGCGCAUCUUCAUUCCUCAUCGCCAUGAACAACAAGAAUACAUGCCUGGGCCCAUUUUGAAGGAGAUUCUCACUGAGCUUCCAGCUUUGUAUUCGCGUCUAGAGGAUCAUUCCCUCCUUUAUGAAGGCGGUCUUGAUUGGGGAAGCUGA